AUGUGCACGUCGAGCAUCCUGGAAGCCAGUUCUCAACUUACCCCAUCCAGGGUUUAUACAGCAUCUUUUGCCUUUUUUGAAGCUCUAUGGGAGGGAGGCGUAACCCAUGUCUUCGUCAACCUAGGUUCCGACCACCCCUCCAUCCUCGAGGCUAUGGUCAAAGGUCAAAAGGAGAAGAGAGAUCGAUUCCCCACGAUUAUAACCUGUCCCAAUGAGAUGGUCGCACUAUCCAUGGCCGAUGGCUACGCCCGUCUAUCAGGCAAACCACAGGCAGUCAUCGUCCACGUCGAUGUCGGAACGCAAGGACUCGGCGCAGCAGUGCACAAUGCCUCCUGUGGACGCGCACCUGUCCUUAUCUUUGCGGGCCUCUCGCCGUACACGAUUGAAGGCGAGAUGCGCGGGUCACGCACAGAGUAUAUCCACUGGAUCCAGGACGUCCCCGACCAGAAACAGAUCGUCUCGCAAUACUGUCGAUAUUCCGGCGAAAUCAAGUCCGGCAAGAAUGUCAAGCAAAUCGUUAAUCGGGCCUUGCAAUUCGCCACGAGUGACCCCAAGGGCCCGGUAUACCUUGUUGGUGCGCGCGAGGUUAUGGAGGAGGAUAUCGAGCCUUAUCAGUUGAAUCAGAAGGUUUGGGGUCCUGUUGCCCCGGCGGCGUUGCCUCCUGCUGGCAUUGAAUUAAUUACAUCGGAGCUGGCUGCUGCGAAGAAUCCUUUGGUUGUUGUUGGGUAUACUGGUCGACAGGCUCAGGCUGUGACGGAGCUGGUGUCGUUGGCGAACAGCUUCCAGGGAAUUCGUGUGCUUGAUACUGGGGGUAGUGAUAUGUGCUUUCCAGCGGAUCAUCCGGCCUGGUUGGGCCUGCGAUAUCCUGGACACGAGGCUGUUCAGUCCGCUGAUUUUAUCCUGGUGAUUGAUUGCGACGUACCCUGGGUCCCUACCCAGUUCAAGCCAUCUGAGACGGCGAAGAUCAUCCAUAUCGACGUGGAUCCUCUGAAGCAACAGAUUCCUGUCUUUUAUAUCCCAUCCAUGGCUACCUUCCGAGCGGAUUCUGUUACCGCUCUCAAACAGAUCAAUGAGCAUGUUGCUAGCAAAACUGAGCUACAGAAGUUCAUUGGAUCUGAUGAAAAUAAUGCUCUAUACCAGCGCCGUCAUGAAGCCUACCAGACACGGCGGAAAGAGAUUACCGACCUCGCAGUCCUCCCGGAGGGGGGCCUGAGUGCACCCUUGAAUGUCAACUACCUCAUGGCCCAAGUGCGAAAGUCCUGUCCAGUCGAUGCGAUUUGGGCAAUUGAAUCCGUGACUUUGACACACUUCGUCGCUGACCAAGUAGCAGCCACCCUGCCAAAUUCCUGGAUCAACUGCGGCGGCGGUGGCUUGGGAUGGAGCGGCGGCGGAGCACUGGGCAUCAAGCUUGCUUCAGAUGUCCAGCACGGAGGACCUGGCAAGGGUAAAUUCGUCGUGCAGGUGGUUGGCGAUGGAACUUUCCUCUUCUCUGUGCCCGGGUCUGUCUAUUGGAUCUCGCGUCGCUAUGGAAUCCCUGUUCUGACCAUCGUGCUGAAUAACAAGGGCUGGAAUGCCCCGCGUCGAAGCAUGCUGCUGGUCCACCCGAGUGGGGAUGGCUCGCGUGCAACGAACGAAGAUUUGAAUAUCUCGUUUGCGCCGACGCCUGAUUAUGCUGGCAUUGCGAAGGCUGCGGCUGGUGGGGAGAUGUGGGCUGGUCGGGCGUCGACUGUUGAGGAGUUGUCGCAGAAAUUGCCCGAGGCUAUUCAGAGUGUUUUGAAUGGUAAGGGUGCGGUUUUGGAAGCGCAGCUUGAUGGAACGACUGGCAAGUAUGUAGAUAAGUCAUAG
Molecule: messenger RNA, 1845 nt
Organism: Penicillium manginii
Lineage: Eukaryota; Fungi; Ascomycota; Eurotiomycetes; Eurotiales; Aspergillaceae
Exons: 3
Coding region: 1-1845 (614 amino acids)
Biological process (GO): L-valine biosynthetic process
Cellular component (GO): mitochondrion; acetolactate synthase complex
Molecular function (GO): thiamine pyrophosphate binding; acetolactate synthase activity; flavin adenine dinucleotide binding
Source: RefSeq, a predicted model, not a curated record